AGAAAAACAAGAGGUGGUGAGUGUGACUAUAAUUAGAAUGCCAUCUUCUAAUGCAAACUCUCUUCAAAUCGUACUAAACAUUCCCCAUGGCUGCUGCACCAUUGCAAUAUUCAUUCUCUCCUCUUAGCAGAGGCCAGAAAUUAACAAGUGACAGGUUGCUGCUGCUGCAGCCACUACUUAUACCAUCACUAUCAUCCAACCGUAGAUGUUUUCGCCUUCUCGCAACCCAAACUACCAGUGGCCAGCCAAAGCCAAAGCCAGGGGAGGACACAAGGAUUCACUGGGAAAAUGAAGAUGAAGGCUGGAUUGGUGGAGGCUAUAGCCAAACUCGAAAAAAGUUGGAACCUGAAGAGAAGAAGCGGAAUUUGCUGGAUGACAACUUCUCUGACUUGCUUAACAGUUCAACUGAUUCUCAUUAUCAGUUCUUAGGAGUAUCAGCUGAAGCCGAUAUAGAAGAAAUCAAAUCGGCAUACAGGAGACUAUCAAAAGAGUAUCAUCCUGACACAACUUCGCUCCCCCUGAAAGCAGCAUCAGAGAAGUUCAUGAAACUAAGAGAUAUUUAUGACACAUUGUGCGACGAAGAGAAACGCAGGUUCUACGACUGGACACUUGCUCAAGAAACCGCCAGCCGCGAAGCAGAGAAAAUGAGGAUCAAACUUGAAGAUCCUUAUAUGCAACAAAUUCGGAAUUUUGAGUCUGUUCCAGACAUGGUGGAUCGGCUUGGGGGUAGGAAUAUGGAGCUUAGUGGCCAAGCAAAGUCAGCUCUUACAUUUGAUAUUUUAAUUAUUAUAUUUUCGAUAUGUUCUAUUGCUUAUGUGCUCAUCUUCAAGGAACCUUAUUACUAGUCCUAGGAUGAAACAGUUGUGUACAUAUAUAUAUUCAAUACAAGAAGCAGAAGAUUAAUAAAUCUCGAAUGGAAUUCGAUGCAAUGCAUCCUAGUAAA
Molecule: messenger RNA, 943 nt
Organism: Daucus carota subsp. sativus
Lineage: Eukaryota; Viridiplantae; Streptophyta; Magnoliopsida; Apiales; Apiaceae
Product: NAD(P)H-quinone oxidoreductase subunit T, chloroplastic
Exons: 2
Coding region: 87-845 (252 amino acids)
Source: RefSeq, a predicted model, not a curated record